CAAUCAAUCGGUAUUGGUCGUCCGACCUAGAAGGAACAGACUUACACCGAUUAGAAAACAGGAUUAACUGACUACGAACUAGCUGGCGUGUGCGUGUGUGGGCACUUGCUCAUCACUUAUAAUUAACAAAGUGAUAAGCCGGAAUAACAAAAAGUAGGUGCAUCUGCUGCUAAGAGGUUCACCCCGCUGUAGUUAUCUCGCGCUACCCUCGGGAAGGUGAAAGUACAGAAAUACAAUCAACAAGGGUUGCGCGCAGUCUUUAAAGUGCCGCGCCAGUUCGUAUAUAAAAGCCGAACGGCACCGGGAAAUCCUUUUUACAGUGGUGUGCUAGUUGUCGGAAAGCAGAACUGCUCGAGCCGCGCGUUUUUUUCCUUCUUCAUCAAAUCGACAAAGAGGUGAAGUAUUGCCUGGCGAACAAUUCUCUAUUCAUCCGCGAGCCGUGACACGAAUUUCCUCGCACUUGACUACGUUUGUAAAUCGUGAAUUUGAAAACAACAAACACUUGAACUAUAUACCGACAAUUACAACGAGAUAGGAAGGAUAUAGAUAGUGUAACAUAGCGGGGUCAACACAAACAACGCAGGUGCCUAGUUCUUGCUGGCAGGCUCGAAUUGCAAACAUCGGUCUUCUGUUCAGUCAGUUUGUGUAGGUGGUCGGAACCGAUUGAACGCGGGAACCGAUUGUGGUGAAAGUUAGCUGACUGCCAGUCAAAUAUCGCCAUGCAGAUCGUGGGUCUGCUGAUAUCGCUCGGUCUGGCUCUGUGCUGCUUCGAAACAGUGCGAUGUUUGCCAGUCAACCCCGACGUGGUGGACAACCUAAUUUUCUCCAAUCCGGAAGUGGCAGCUCAAUCGAUGCGAGAGAUACCCCAGUGGCACUGUUUGCGAUACUUCAAACACGAUGUCCACCUGAUGCGGCGCUGCCGGAACUAUCGCCUUCAUAUGCUACGCCGACCGAACGAUAUGAUGUGAAAUGGAGCGGGAGAUAUGUCACUGCAGGCGGAAACGACUUCGUCCCUGUUGCGAACAGGCAAUUGAAUCUCCAAACGAGUAUAUAGAAGAACACUUUCAAUGCACAGUCAAACGAAGCCAAUCUCGUAGCAGUAGCAUGAGAAUUGAGUCAUCUAUUCCAGUCAUAAGACAGUUAUAAUAAAGAUUAUAAUAAUAACCACAAAAUGAUAUAUAGUAAUAUGCUAGAGCAGUACAAUUAUCUCUAUCAUCCUUAAAACAGAGCAAAACCAACUACAAAUUUGAAGAAUCAUGAACACUGUUUAGAUUAGACGCAUAGCAAUUGGACAAUUUUCAAGUGGCAUUCAAUUUUAUACUAUAUUAGCAAUUAGCGCUUUUAUUGGCAAGCACAAAUCAAACAUCUAUUUAUCCAUAUAUGGCAUAACAUUUUUUAAUACUGUGGCUGUUUUUAGUUUUAUUUUGUAAUUUUAUUUUAAUAAAUGAUAGCUAUUUUAUCAACGCAAACCAAUAAUAAACUUAUAAUAGUAUAAUUCAAUUCAAUGUAUGUACAAUCUUUGAUGGACAAUUUCUGAACAGCUUUUAAAAACUCGUAUGGAAACGCGGAGCAAGACCACCAUAUGGAAAAACCGCGACUAACUCUGCAUUAAAAGUAUGCAAAUUAUCACCAGUUCCGGUUUUUAUGUGACAAAUACGCGUAAGAAAAUGCAGAAAACUGUCGAGAUAACAACAAAACAAAAAUAUUAUAAACUAAUCUAUUGCUAAUGCAGUCGUAUGGUGAUGCGUUCGGUUAUUGUAAAAUUGCAUUCCCUUCUUUCCUACAAACGGAUCGAACACCAUUAUCGAAAGCAGUCAAAUUAAAAAUUUAUAUUGAAAUAUGCGAUCAAUUCCGAUGCUAUUACGUAUGACAUUUGCUUGACAAUGGUGUUUA
Molecule: messenger RNA, 1893 nt
Organism: Topomyia yanbarensis
Lineage: Eukaryota; Metazoa; Arthropoda; Insecta; Diptera; Culicidae
Exons: 2
Coding region: 720-968 (82 amino acids)
Source: RefSeq, a predicted model, not a curated record